UUUGGUGGUUGCAUGUAUUCAUAUGGGUCAUCACAUUUCCUGCAUGCAUUUUCUUGAAUCUUUGUGUUGUGUGUAUUUGGUCAUUCGUAGGUGAGCUUCGGAGGGUUUUGUCGCCGACAAUGUUUAGGAGAAAUCUUUGUGCAUGCCAACCACAAUUCGUGCAGUGAUGAGAUAGGUGGUGUGUCGAUCUCUUCAUCUUAAAGCGAGUUUUGAAGAUUACAGGUUUUAAAAGUUAAGUUUGAUAUUUAUAUAUAAUGGGUGGUCAUCUCAUUGGGUGGUGGAGAUUGAUUGCUGCUGCUACUCUAUCUGGAAUUCUCUUCUUUCAUGGCUCAAUUUGCUCCUCGGAAAAAGCUCCAAAUUACAGCUUCGUCCAGCAGGCAACCUCCGCCCCGUCCGUGUCAUUCUACGACUACAUCAUCGUGGGAGGCGGCACCGCCGGCUGCCCUUUAGCCGCCACCCUCUCCCAAAACUACACCGUUUUGCUCCUGGAGCGCGGCGGCUCCCCUUACGGUAACCCCAACAUCACCAACUUGGGUUCCUUCGGCGCGGCGCUCUCCGACCUGUCGCCGGCCUCCCCCUCGCAGCGGUUCGUGUCGGAGGACGGCGUCAUAAACGCGCGCGCGAGGGUGUUGGGCGGCGGCAGCUGCCUGAACGCCGGGUUCUACACCCGCGCCGCCUCGGACUACGUGAGGGCGGUAGGGUGGGACGGGCGGCUGGCAAACGAGUCGUACCGGUGGGUGGAGGAGGUGGUGGCAUUCCAGCCGCCGAUGCGGCAGUGGCAGACGGCGGUGAGGGACGGGCUGGUGGAGGCGGGGAUUUUGCCUUACAAUGGUUUCACGUACGAUCACAUGUAUGGGACUAAGGUUGGAGGAAGCAUCUUCGAUCCUGAUGGGCAUAGACACACGGCUGCUGAUUUAUUGCAGUAUGCAAAUCCCACCGGCCUCACUGUGCUUCUGCAUGCCUCUGUUCAUAAGAUUUUGUUCAAAAUAAGAGGCCAACCAAGGCCCAUAGCUCAUGGCGUCAUCUUCCGAGACGCAUCAGGGGCCAAGCACAAGGCCUACCUAAAGGAUGGGCCCAAGAAUGAGGUCAUAGUCUCAGCAGGUGCACUGGGCAGCCCACAGCUCCUCAUGUUAAGUGGAGUGGGCCCAGAAGCCCACCUUAAGGCCAACAACAUCAGCCUGGUCUUGGACCAGCCCAUGGUGGGCCAGGGCAUGUCCGACAACGCCAUGAACGCCGUUUAUGUCCCGUCUCCGAUCCCUGUCGAGGUCUCCCUCAUCCAGGUCGUCGGCAUCACCCGCUUAGGCACCUACAUCGAAGCCGCCAGCGGCGAAAACUUCGCCGGCGGCUCCGCCCCUCAACGGGACUUCGGAAUGUUCUCGCCUAAGAUCGGGCAGCUCGCGACAGUGCCGCCGAAGCAGAGGACCCCGGAAGCCAUAGCCAAGGCGGUGGAGACCAUGAACAGUCUUCAGGAACAAGCUUUCAGGGGCGGAUUCCUCCUGGAGAAGAUUAUGGGCCCAAUAUCCACCGGCCAUCUGGAGCUCCGGACCCGAAACCCGAACGACAACCCUUCGGUGACCUUCAACUACUUCCAGCAGCCGGAGGACCUAGGGCGGUGCGUGGCGGGGAUAAAGACCAUCGAGAGGAUAAUAGAGUCGAAGGCCUUCGCACCAUUUAAAUACGAAUAUGUAUCGAUACAGGCACUGCUCAACAUGACGGCGAAUUUUCCGGUGAACAUGUUGCCGAGGCACGACAACAGUUCGACGUCGCUGGAACAGUUCUGCAAGGACACGGUGAUGACCAUAUGGCACUACCACGGAGGAUGUCGGGUCGGGUCGGUGGUGGAUCCGGAUUACAGGGUCCUGGGCAUUGAUUCGCUCCGGGUGAUCGACGGAUCGACCUUUAAUUACUCACCCGGAACCAAUCCGCAAGCCACUGUUAUGAUGCUGGGGAGGUACAUGGGAGUAAGGAUGUUGAGCGAGAGACUAGCAGGUGAUGGAUCAGAAAAGUAGAUCAUGAUGAUCACUUGAGUUUUUGUGCGCAUCAACUAAUAUAUUUUUAUGGACUUGACCUGAAUUGUGCAAAUUAAUUUCGAAGCAAAUUCUUGUAAGGGAUGGAGUGAAUACCUAAACCCAUGUUUACAAUAAUAAUUGUGCAUGAUCUUCUUGUGCCAUCAUAGCUUGUGAAAAAGUUAAGGACAAACUAGUAAUAAAAGUUUGUGGAGUUUUUUUUUUUUUUUUUAAUAACAAUAUUAAAAACAUAA
Messenger RNA from Malania oleifera, 2260 nucleotides. Its product is annotated as protein HOTHEAD. The transcript has 6 exons. The record is from RefSeq and is a predicted model, not a curated record. Bases 255 to 2009 code for a protein of 584 amino acids. Gene Ontology annotation, molecular function: oxidoreductase activity, acting on CH-OH group of donors; flavin adenine dinucleotide binding. NCBI's taxonomy places the organism in Eukaryota, Viridiplantae, Streptophyta, Magnoliopsida, Santalales, Ximeniaceae.